Messenger RNA from Pecten maximus, 4457 nucleotides. RefSeq lists its product as uncharacterized. The record is from RefSeq and is a predicted model, not a curated record. Bases 177 to 2684 code for a protein of 835 amino acids. NCBI's taxonomy places the organism in Eukaryota, Metazoa, Mollusca, Bivalvia, Pectinida, Pectinidae. The transcript has 29 exons.
CAGUGGCAGCUUUUUGUACAGGCAUUGGAUCCCGCUAAGUCUGCAGGAACAACAUAAAACUUAGUUCUACCUGCCUGAGUCUCACAAGGUCCUAUCCUGCAGUGGAAAUACUAAUUUUGUUUAAUUGGAUACUAAUUAAUUAGUGAUAUAUACGGUUGGAAGGAUACCAGAUCACAAUGGCUUAUAUUGUAGUGCGACAUUUGCCAAAGGAAGAGAUUGACAAGUUGAAUGCGACACCAAGAAGCUUGGACCAGAACUUGAAUAAUCACGCCAGUUCUGUCGGUAACUUCCGCAUCAAAGGAUUUGUAAACAACAACUUCGUAAAGGCGUCGUUUCCACGAACAAUCCCAGCUGAACCAAUUUUACCAAGAUCUGAUGACCCAAAAGUCGAUCUAAGUCCACCCAGAUCUAAUACACAGCCUCAAGCACCACUCUCCCCUCCCCACCACCCACCACCCCCGGAAAUGAAUGGUUACCAUAACCAAGCUCCGGUCUUUGAUAGACAAAAUGGCUAUGCCCCAGCCACAAAUGGUCACAUCAUGAACGGUCAUUCCCAUGAUAAUGGCUGGGCCAGGGAGAGACCAUCACCAAGAUACGAUAGCCAGGAUAACCCUCUCAGUUACCGUUCCGUUAAUCAACACCAGGGAACAGGAAGGAACUUUAGUGAAGAUUAUGAAAACACUCAAACUGUACCUAUAAGGAACGCAUACGCCAAAACCGACGAUCAAAUCAAAAAGGAAACACGGCAGUUCUUAGAUAGACAGGACGAAGAGAAAAGGUACAAAGAAGAAAGUGUGAACAAGCUAAGGGAAAAACACGAGGAGCAACGAAGGACACGACAAAUGAUGGAAGAGAGUGGACCUUUCGGCAAACCUGGAGCUGGGGCCCCGAAUGGGAAUGAUUACAAGAAACAGAAAUUCAGAGAAGAACAGUUUUAUGGCCAUGAACAGCCCAAAUAUCAAGUCGAGCCGUCUUCUGAAUCAGUCACGCACAGAUUUCAGUUCUGGGACAGUUUUGGCCGUCCUGGCCAUGGUGCCCCACUAAGAACCUGUUCUGGAAAUCUAAAGACUCAACUUGUUGGGGAUGUGAUCAUUCGAUUUCAGGAUCGGUAUGUUCGUGAUAUCGAGAAUCACCGGUUACACGAAAGACCCCCAGAAGAAAAGAAGAAAUACUUUGAUGAUUUGAGGCAACAACAGCAAGAGAAGAAAUCAAAUGGUCAUUUGUCAUCUCCUUCUAAACCAAUCGGGUUUAAUUAUAUGGACUACUUUGGUCGGUGUGGUCCCGGAAGUGGUGCUCCAAUGAUAUCCGAGUCAGGCCAUGUGAAAGCACAAUAUCAAUGCAAGGAUCCACUGAUAUUUUUUCAGAAUCCAGACAUGGCUAGAGAACAAGAUCAAGGUUUGGAUGGUAUGCCGGCCUUCAACUCCCCAGGGAGGAACAAUCUGUCUUCAGAAAGAGAACGGCAUCAUCUUGCCCAGCAAAAUCUUAUGAAGUUGAGGAGGGAGAACGAGAUGUUGGAAAUGUCUAGUCCUGACCCUCAUACGAAUCCAGACCCUAAACAGCACGGUAGAAGGUUCGUCCGAGCUUGGGACACGUUAGAAUUGUCGAAAGCUCCUCCAUACAGAGAGGCGUACAUGAGGCAGAGACCGGACAACGGUCGUCAGUCGAAUCGUCCCCUAUCUAAAAGUGUCAUGGGAUUUGGACCGGAAUAUGGACAUUUUGAAAAGGAUAAGAGAGGUAUAAGCAGUCCUAAAUCAGCUCCGGACACCAAUAGCAAAUUCCUUGAAAACCCGUACAACGACCUCAGUAGGAACCGCUAUGUGCUCAAGCCAAACAGAGAAUUUCAAAUGCCUCCGUACCAUCCGUUCGGUAAAGCUGGUGGUGGCGCACCAAGGCAAGAUGAACAGGGCAACAGGGUCACACAGAUAAUGGGACUCAUGGAUAGAUCGAGCUUUCUUAACCGCAAACCAGAUAGGAAAGAGGAUGAACGGAUGCAAGAUAAGAUAAUGAAGAAGAAAUAUCGUAAUGAGCUGGAUCAACAGGUGGCGCAAAACAUGCGCAAAGGUACCGAACAACAACGUCAUCAACACGAAGGUCAAAGAGAUUAUGCGGAAAUCAUCGAUUCGAGCAGGCGACGUCCGCAAUCAAAACACCAUUUACCUAGAAGCGACAUAUCACUUGCUAAAGAUGGAGCCGUCCCACUAAAUCGCAUUGAAGCCGACAAGUACAGGGAAAGUCUAGAUGAAGGUUUUUUCGCCAAGCAGGCUGACCGCCAACUACAAAGGUAUAAGGAUAACCAAGAGUCUCGUCAGCAUGUUCAACAAAUGACAUCGUAUUGGGGUCGAUAUGGAGGUGGUUACAAGAAAAAUGAAUAUACUACACACAAAGGAAACCUUGAACGACUUCUAAACAACGAGGACGGGAAAGGACGUUUCUCCAUGGCCGAUGUAUACGUAAAAGGGAAGGACUGGUCUCAGUUCGAUGAGAAGACUCCACGAGGGGAUGGAUUCACUUCAGGGAACGCAGCACCACACAUCACCCCUCGCUUUGACUCCCAGGACGAUGUAUCACCUAGAUACUCACGCGUCACCGUUGAUAGUUAUCAUGCUAAUCAGUAUGACUAUCCUCAUGCAGUUUCUACCAUGAAGAAAGACUAUGAGAUGAGAUUACCGUGGGCUCAGCACUAAGACACCGCCUGCCCCAUAGAUACCAAUUGAAGAUUUCUUGUAGCUCGUAGGCAGAAUUCAAAUAACAUUUUAUCAACAUUUGUAAACGGGUCGAAGUAAAAUUAUAUCGGAGAAAGAUGAGCAGAAAAAGAAACAUUUUACACAUGGAUGGAUACUAUGAGGCGUACCACUGUGAUUGAUGUACAAUUUCUCUGGCUUCGGGAAAACAACCUUCUCCGAGGAUUGGUCUCCAUUGCGCAUAGAUAGAUAGAAUAAUAAAAUAUUUAGGAUUGUCUCUAAGGCUUAAAAUAAUCAAUUCGCUCGUACACUUUAGAUAGUUACAUAUAAAACGUUAGGUGAUUUGUUUUCCUGUGACAAUAUAUGGUGUUAGUAUCUCGUUACAUUAUUUUUCCUAACAGUACUAUCAGUAUGUAAGUAAGAAAUAUACUGAUUGGGUUGGAGAUUCUCUGGGAAGGGUCCCGUUACCCUCUGUCCACUCGACGGGAAAUACACCACUGUACCAUUUGUCCAUAUUUUCAAAUUUUCCUCUUUUCUUUGAAAUUCUUAUAAACAUCAAUUAGAUAAUGAUUCAUCGGUAUAAAUCGUCCAUAUGUUUGUGUGUUUUUUAAUUUAUUUUUUAUUGUGCAUGUUUUGAGGGCUUACUUGUACGAAGGAUUCCAAUGAUAUGUAUCAUAGUAUUUGUGAAAAAAAAAUCAUUGAUAUUUCAAUCGGAUUGUUUAAUUCACUUGUUCAAGUAUAUAAAUUACACAUAAAGCUUUGAAGAUGUUUAAAGAAUACACGUUAUAUGUGAAUGGAAAUAUGUAUUUUUCCGUAUUAGUGUUUUGUAAUCAAUUUCGUCCACGGAAAGUCGCACUGCGGUUUCGUAUUUGUAAACAAGAUGAUUUUUAUAGUACUUAAUUGUUCAUGUCACAGUUUUUAUUGUUGCAGACUUACCAAUCGAUUUUGGUCAGCUUAGUCUAUGAUAGAGCGCUCAAUGUUUAAAGAUGUUUGCAUACUUUCAUAACGAAGAAGGAUAAUAUUGAGAUAACAUUAGUUCUCGGAUGCCCAGACCGUAGUUAAGCUAUCUCGAGUUUUAGGGGUUACGUUGCAAGUAGCAUAUGUUUUUAAUGUUUGUUUUUUAUUACCGGGACCAUAUGUUUGAUCAAUCCAUGAGGGUUCUGCCCAAGUUGUCCUUAAAGUAGCACAAAAUUAAUGAUAUCAUUCUGAUGUAUGUAAAUAACGGGUGAGUUUACAUGUUUGUCUGUGAUAUGUAGUUACGUCAUUGUUGUAGAAACAAAGAAUUCUUGAAAUCAUCAAUCACGGGGCCAUAUUGUAACUUAAAUGAACCUAUCUGGAAAGAACCCAUCCACAUUUAGAUUAACAAAGUAAUUAAAUGAUCAUAUUUGAUUAAAGGGGUCAGGUGUUCUGUUACGUAUCAGAACGAUGUGAUGUAUAUGACAUUAUCUGUGAUAAAAUAUUACGUAUUUUUUAAUUUUAUCUUUAACAUGUUUUUGUCAGUGAUGAUGGGAGAAUACAUUAAACAUAUGUAUCUUCUGUACUGAAUUAACCGUCCAUUUUUAUCCCUGUUUAGUUUUCAGACGUCUAAUGCGUUUUAACAUAUACAUAGUAUUUAUUUUCAUUAUAUAUAUAUUUUUACAAAGCAAUGUCAUUAUUUGUUGGUGUAUAGUAUAUAUCUGAUAUACGUGGUGAAAUCGUAAGAAACAUCUAUAAAGGUAAUUACAAUGUAACAGCAUUACUUGCAUUUUCUAUGCAAAUAAACAUUUCACUCGAUUU